Endocarpon pusillum Z07020 is the source of this 1575-nucleotide messenger RNA. RefSeq lists its product as uncharacterized. The transcript has a single exon. Lineage: Eukaryota; Fungi; Ascomycota; Eurotiomycetes; Verrucariales; Verrucariaceae. Bases 1 to 1575 code for a protein of 524 amino acids. The record is from RefSeq and is a predicted model, not a curated record.
AUGGACUAUCCUCGAGCACAUCUCCUGGGCCUUCCUACUGAAAUUCGUCUAACAAUCUGGCGCCUCAUCCACAACGAUAUCCUUGCUAGCGUUGACAUAUAUUGGCAUGAAGCACCCGUGACCUCUUGGGCUGGUCUUGCUGCCACUUGCCGCGUCAUCUACGAUGAAGUUUCCGAAUUUUGGCCCAGAACCAUGGUUCCGUACCACAAAAACCAUAGCUCUGCUCGUGCUUACAACACACUCACUAAUCUCGCUGGAGGGCUCACGAACUCCUUGUUCAAGGAUUUUCGCCGUUUAUCUAUUCAGCUUCCAAUCCAACAGAACAAUAAGCCUGAGCAGUUUUUCCGUCAGAUCGCAGCCGGAUUAACGCAAUUGGCGCCUGUGCUCCAGGAUCUGCGGAUCUUCUUUGUUGGCGAAGAUGGACUAGGCAUCAACACGAACCUCAUGGGCUGUGGCCUCAGAGUGUACAACAACCCUCUGGAAUCGUCGAAGUGGAACCUUCGCAAGGAGGGUUCAUGUUACGUUGAGAGAAAUAUUCUAUUUCGAGCAGUCAGAAACCUCUACUUUCUCCGGAACUUGGUUGUGUCCAAUACCAACUAUCCUCUACUCCAAUCUUUGAUUGGCCACAAACCCGAUCUAAAGACCCUACUUCUGGUGACUGACUCACGCUCAGAACUUUACAAGCAUUCCGGGGGCCCACUAAUAAGAUGGCAACCUCCAAAUGCACUUCAUGCAUUGGAGAUCAGUACUAAUGCAGUUCUUGGUGCGACCGGUAUGGUGCUGAAGGUCAUGGACAGUCUCCAGGAUUUGACUCUCUUAAUUCCAUCAGCCGAAUGGCAGCAACAUGACUGGAAGUGGCUGGAUCACGCCAGUCUCAUCUUUCAAAACAUCAGCUUGCGUGGGGCAAAUAUGCGUCGAUUCCGCCUAUGCAUCGAACAGCCUCUUCGAGAAGCGACGGCGGGAGCCCUGUUAGGUGCUAUCAAAUUGUACCUUCCAGACACUAACCUGCAGAUUCUCGAGAUUCACAUGACAUUACAGUCGCAAUAUUUUGGGUAUGAGCUGAUCGAAGCCCUGCCCAAGACGCUGAGACGCCUCUACAUUUCACAAGAGCUGGCUUCAGCUAAAGAUGUUCUGAGAGGUGUUCGCGAUCGAUACUUUGGUCAGAAAAGUAGAGGUGGUCAUCUGCAAGCAGGAAAUCUUGGAUUGGUGGGAUUUGAAUACUGGGAGCGCGAAAGUACGAAGCUGGCCCUACUGCGUAUGAACGGCGCACUCCUCGAUCGUGAACGCAAUGCUCAUCUUCUUGAUGAUCCCGAGGACUCUACUUAUCGGUUUGGUGGUGAAACUCCCGGCAAGUUACUUGACAUGCCACUCGAGAUGGGGGAGGAUGCCAUGAGCGUGGAAGAAGUACCUGCAGGGGCGCUGAUGUACUACGAAGAUGAGACGGUACAGCAUAUUACGCAGAUGGAGAUGGCAUUUCAUGCAGAAGAGGUCGCCAAGCCCGAGGAUCAGAUGCCUUUCCUUGUGAUUCCCGACAAUGUCGAGGUUGGGGAGAAUGAUCACUGGAUGACGGGUUGA